Molecule: messenger RNA, 1258 nt
Organism: Drosophila busckii
Lineage: Eukaryota; Metazoa; Arthropoda; Insecta; Diptera; Drosophilidae
Product: protein suppressor of variegation 3-7
Exons: 2
Coding region: 45-1124 (359 amino acids)
Molecular function (GO): DNA binding
Source: RefSeq, a predicted model, not a curated record
UCACACUUAGUGAAAUUUGUUUAUAAAUUGCGAAAAUAAAAAGUAUGUCAAAUUUACAUCUUACGCAGGAAAAACUCGACGCGUUGCGUUCAGAAUAUAAACCACGUAGGCCGUGCGCGCUUCUGAAGUACCCACGUCCCAAAACAAAGCCCGAAUAUCUUUCGCUAUAUCCGUGGCUUAUUCUAGAUGAAACGGAUCCACAUUUUGUGUUUUGUGUUAUUUGCGAGUGUAGACUAAGCGCCAAACGCUCGGAUCUGGGAAAGCAUGAGUGCAGCAUUAAGCAUUCGGAGAACGCACAGCGCAAGGCAGUGCCCCCUGGAACAGCAAAGUGGGAGUAUAAUGAUAGUAUUGAGGGCAUGUACGACGCAGCAGAGAAUGUAUGCAAGACAGAAUUAGAAAGUGAAGAAGAAGAGGUCGAAGGUGAUGAAGUAGAUGAUGACGACGCAGAUGAGCAUAAGCAAGGAACAGAGGCUGAUGGCGACGCGGAUGGCGAGAAUGAGUAUGAGCCCAGCGCAAAGCGAUCGAAUUCCGAAACAGAUUCUCAACAUUCUGGACUGGACUAUUUACCAGUGCAAGUGACAAUCAAUGAACUGCCAGUUCCACACACAACAGCCAACGCAACUCUACCACUGCCAGCCUCCGCAAAUCCAUGUCGCAUUACCAUAAAGAAAGUAACAACGCCACUCACCAAAGUACUUGCGACCUCCAGCACGAGCGCAAAUGCACAAGAGAUCACCUCAAAGGCCACCAUAACGCCAAUAGCCACAGGUUUUAAUGCCGCCACGCAAAGACAGUCGUUGCCCUACAGCUAUGCCGCCCAGCAGCUGCAGUCGUAUCAACUACAGCAGCUCAGUGCAAUGGAGCAGCCUCCAAGGGAUUCACUAGAGUUGUUCUUCGACAGCAUUUGCGCCACAGUCAAGUCGCUACCACCCAAGCUGGCCACUGAGGGAAAGAUACGGGUAAUGCAGUUGAUUGGUGAGCUCGAACUACGCGCCAUUGGCGAGCGCGAAGAGCAGCCCUCAGUACAGCCCAGCACAGUGGGUCAAGCAAGCCCAGUAGCAGUUGUGGCAGCAAUACCUGCUAGCAGUCAACAGAAUGCAACUGUGGCGUCCACAACGAAGUAAAGUAGAAGCUUGUGUGUUCUAGUUAAGUCUUAUAGUUAAUUUAUGUUCAACAAUGCAUGAACUUAGUUUUAUUUUUUUUAUUAGUAUUACUUUAAUUGAACUUGGCGGCUGUUAUUGUUUGAUGAAAAGACGGU